Harmonia axyridis is the source of this 815-nucleotide messenger RNA. It is a transcript of the gene bou, whose product is annotated as U-scoloptoxin(05)-Sm1a. NCBI's taxonomy places the organism in Eukaryota, Metazoa, Arthropoda, Insecta, Coleoptera, Coccinellidae. The coding region runs from base 228 to 803 and encodes 191 amino acids. The record is from RefSeq and is a predicted model, not a curated record. Gene Ontology annotation, biological process: sleep; regulation of synaptic transmission, cholinergic; positive regulation of voltage-gated potassium channel activity. The transcript is spliced from 4 exons.
UCUGUCGAGCACAGAAUAAUGAACAUAUCGAGUAACCCAUGCCCAACCCAUUACCCAUUUAACUGACUUUCUGUGUUCUGUGGAACCUACCAUUGAUGGUUGAUGACAACGGUAUCUAACAACAAACCCAUUCAAUAACACUCGAGAAAUAGUUGGGUGGAAUGAUUCAUGGUUGAUUGUUAUUUUUCUAAUUAAUGUUCAAGAACGUUUGAUAUUUAUGUGAUAAAAUGAUUUCAUUUAACAAUAUGAAAACUUUGUGUUUUUUAAUAAUUUGUGGUGCUCUGUUUACAUUAUCUGCAGCUAUUGAUUGCUAUCAGUGUAGUGGAAGCGAUCCAGAAAGACCGUUUCAAUGCAAUGAAUGGUUAACAGAUGAUGUAGAUUUAAAACCAGAAUCUUGUGAUUCCGUUUAUGAUGCUAAAUACUGUAUUAAACAUAUUGGACGUUUUGAAGCUUCCGCAAUACUUUGCUAUCAGUGUACAGCAGCCGAUUCCAUUGAUUGCUCUGAUGGAAUGAUUCGUAUGGGUGGUAUAGAGCCCCAGAGUUGCGAUAAUGUCUUUGAGGCUCAAUACUGUGUCAAAUCUACGAGUUUACACAGAGGUAUAGGUGCAAAACGCUUCUGUUCUUCAUUGGAUUUGGGCAACUAUUGCAACUAUGUUUCACAACCUGGUGAUCUUUUAAAUUACAGAACUUGUAUCUACACCUGUAAAGGAGACGGAUGUAAUCCUGCCACAAGGCCUCAAUCUCAGUUUUUCAUUAUUUUAGGAGCAAUAGCUUUAACAACAUAUCAAAUUCUCAAGAGUUAAGAAUCUUCAUUU